AUGCUAACCAAAUACCUCACCGCCGUGCGAACGACCUUCUCCCCCUUCAACGCCCGCAGCGGCAAGACCGCCCGCAACUUCCUCGCCCUCCUCCCGCCCAACGCCCGCACCACCAUGGCCAUAGAAAUCAAAAUGCUGCCCCGCGCCGCCAUGCUGCGGGAACCUUCCGUUUUGGAGCUGAAAUUCAGUAAGACACCCCCUCCUCCUCCUACUCCUAAUAAAUAGUUUGUGGUGGGAUGCUGAUCGUUUCGGCAAACGCAGAGGACGGCAAAGAAAUGAAACUGGAUUUGGAAAAGGUCAAGAUCAAAGAGAUUCAGGAGGAAGUGAAUCGGCAUUCCCGGGGUCUGAGGCGGGUGGAGGAGUUGAGUGGGAAUUAA
Molecule: messenger RNA, 377 nt
Organism: Lecanosticta acicola
Lineage: Eukaryota; Fungi; Ascomycota; Dothideomycetes; Mycosphaerellales; Mycosphaerellaceae
Source: the annotation of a GenBank genome assembly